CGAAGAGUGUCAGGGCGUGGAGGCAGCAAGCUGAAGGAGAUGAUUGCGUCUGGAUGUCCUUAGUCACGAAAGUUACCUGAUUGAAAUAUCUUGUUUUCUUUUUUAUAUCGGAAACCACCAUCAUUAUAGAAGCAUUUCAAUGGACCACGAGGCGGAGGUGGAGCAGCUGCUGCUGGAGUUUGUGCUGGACCAACAGGAGCUGGAGGAGGUGAUGCACAGAAUGCGCAGGGAGAUGGAGCGAGGGCUUCGGCUGGAGACCCACCAGGAAGCCAGUGUGAAAAUGCUGCCCACCUAUGUCCGCUCCACCCCUGACGGCUCUGAGGUGGGUGACUUCUUAGCGCUGGACCUGGGUGGAACAAACUUCCGAGUUAUCCUCGUGAAAGUGGGACAGAACGAGGAGGGCGAGUGGAGGGUGGAUACCAAGAAUGAGCUCUACUGCAUUCCCGAGGACGUCAUGACGGGCACUGCAGAGAUGUUGUUUGACUACAUAGCAGAGUGCAUUGCCAACUACCUGGACAAACUCAACAUGAAGCACAAGAAGCUACCUCUGGGCUUCACCUUCUCCUUCCCAGUUAAACACGUGGAUCUGGACAAGGGAAUCCUUAUAAACUGGACAAAAGGAUUUACGGCAACAGGAGCGGAGGGAAACAAUGUGGUGGAACUGCUUCGAGAAGCAAUCAAGCGACGAGGGGACUUUGACAUGGACGUGGUGGCCAUGGUGAAUGACACGGUCGCGACCAUGAUCUCGUGCUACUAUGAGGACCACAACACGGAGAUUGGAAUGAUUGUGGGCACGGGGUGCAACACAUGCUACAUGGAGGAGAUGCGCAACGUGGAUCUGGUGGAGGGGGACGAGGGCCGCAUGUGCAUCAACAUGGAGUGGGGGGCCUUCGGGGACAGCGGCGAACUCGAGGACCUGCGCCUGGAGUACGACCGCAAGGUGGACGAGACCUCAAACAACCCCGGCCAGCAGCUGUUUGAAAAGCUAAUAUCUGGAAAGUACAUGGGCGAGUUGGUGAGGCUGCUGGUCAUGAAGCUCACCAACCAGGGGCUGCUCUUCGGAGGAAAGGCCUCGGAGAAGCUGCAGACGCACUUCAAGUUUGAAACCAAAUAUGUGUCCCAAAUCGAGAGCGAUGACGGCGCGGAGAUGAAGCAAACGCUGAACGUGCUGCUGGGGCUGGGUCUGCAGCCCACGGAGGCAGAAUGCCGGCUGGUACGGCGCUCCUGCCAGGCGGUGUCACGACGCGCGGCCUCCCUCUGCGCAGCGGGCAUGGCAGCGGUCGUCAACAAGAUUCGUGAGAACGGCAGCCUGGAGCAGCUCGAGAUCACCGUGGGAGUGGACGGCUCCGUGUACAAGCUGCACCCACAGUUCAAGCAUCAAAUUGCGACGACGAUGAAGCAGCUGGCGCCCAAGUGCGAUGUCACCUUCCUGCAGUCGGAGGAAGGCAACGGACGUGGGGCUGCACUCAUCUCUGCCGUGGCGUGCAAGCUGGCCAUGAGGAUACAGCGCUGAGGCACAUGCACAAGCCCAGCACAGCGGACUGCGGGUCAAGCUGUCAGACACUUUCCCAGAAAUGCCGGACAAGUUAUCACACGGAA
Molecule: messenger RNA, 1599 nt
Organism: Lethenteron reissneri (Far Eastern brook lamprey)
Lineage: Eukaryota; Metazoa; Chordata; Hyperoartia; Petromyzontiformes; Petromyzontidae
Gene: GCK
Product: glucokinase
Biological process (GO): glucose 6-phosphate metabolic process; intracellular glucose homeostasis; glycolytic process
Cellular component (GO): mitochondrion; cytosol
Molecular function (GO): fructokinase activity; mannokinase activity; glucokinase activity
Source: RefSeq, a predicted model, not a curated record